Messenger RNA from Corticium candelabrum, 2925 nucleotides. Its product is annotated as myb-like protein X. Gene Ontology annotation, cellular component: Golgi apparatus; Golgi membrane. The transcript is spliced from 8 exons. NCBI's taxonomy places the organism in Eukaryota, Metazoa, Porifera, Homoscleromorpha, Homosclerophorida, Plakinidae. The record is from RefSeq and is a predicted model, not a curated record. Bases 9 to 2888 code for a protein of 959 amino acids.
UAUGAGCAAUGAGCAGUCGUCGCGCUAAAAGCUGCCUGCAGGCGUGCCUGUCUCUGUCUGUCGUAUCCAUCAUUGUCUACGCAUUUUAUGUCAACAGGACAUUGUCUCAGCGAGUGGCUGCAUCUGAACGAAAGUCAUCUCAGCACGCCAAGCAUGUCGAGCAGUUGGGAAGUCAAAUGCAAGUUGUCAGUGAGCAUCGAUCCCGUCUUGAACGUCAGACGCGUCGAGACACAGACAUUAUCAACCAACUGAAGAGAGAAUCUGUGGAACGGGAACGGGAACUGCUGGGUCAGCUGCGAGAGCAGAGUGACGAAGCGAGCAGAAAACACGCUUUGCUUAGCAAACAACACACUACACUUCAAAAACAGCACGAGGAAUUAAAGGACAAGUUUCAGAAAAUGGAAGUUUCACAUAACAAACUUUCAGCCACUCACACACAAGCCGUUCAUGACCAUAAUGAACAAUAUUUAAAGUUAAAAGAACAGAAAAGUGAUGAGGUGACGAGAUUGUCUGAUACUCUUAGCAAGGUGACAUCAGAUAAGACAGUUGCUCUCACUGAUUUGCGGAAAUCACAAGAGAAUUUGGCAUUAUUACACUCGAAUCAUCUGAAAUUGAAAGAUGAAAAUAAUAAUUUGAAGAGAGAACAUGUAAGGCUUCAAUCGGCUUACAACAAGAACACAGAACGAUACAGAAAACUGUCAAGUCUGGUGGAGAACUUGAAGGCAACUGUAGAACGGCAAGAGGUCAUUAGAUCAACUAGCUUGGCUGUUAUUGAUAAGAUUAAAAAACAACCUGAACAUGAUGUCAAGCAACAUCAUAAACCACCAACACUCACACAUAGAACAGCAGAUGACAAGCAAGGCAAUGUUGCUCAUUCCGAGCGUCUGACACACAACAAACAACAAGGAUAUCAACGAAACGCAGCUACUACAGACACAAGAGAGGUAAUUCCUGGUGUUCACCAUCAACAGGUAAAGUCAAAGGAUGACGGUACUUUACCUCAGCAACACAAAGAUGUCGAUGAUGAUCACGAAGAGAAACAUGAAACUGCAGUUGAUGCAGAAACAGAGAGAGAAAAAGAUGGUGGAGAUGCAGUGAAUGUAAGAAAUAGCAUUAAAGUGCGUAAAGGUGAUGAGGAGAGUGAGAGUAAAGACGUUGAAGAUGUUGAUGAUAAGAAAGAGGAAGAGCAAGUUACAGUACCUGCAGUAGUUGAGGUGAAAAAAGAGCAAGAUCUUGAUAUCAAUGGAGAAGGUGGUGAAAGGGAGGAAACUGAUGACAACAAUGGCAACGAGAAGGAAGGAAAAGAAGAAGAACAUUCAGACGAAGGAGAUGAAAGACGUACUAAUCAACAGCAAGACAAAACAAAUGAACGUGAGAACGUCGGAAUUGUGGAUAAAGGUGGUGAAGGUGAUGAAGGUGGCGAAGGUGAUGAAAGUGAUGAAGCAGUCAGGGAGGUGAAAAAAGAGCAAGAUCUUGAUAUCAAUGGAGAAGGUGGUGAAAGGGAGGAAACUGAUGACAACAAUGGCAACGAGAAGGAAGGAAAAGAAGAAGAACAUUCAGACGAAGGAGAUGAAAGACGUACUAAUCAACAGCAAGACAAAACAAAUGAACGUGAGAACGUCGGAAUUGUGGAUAAAGGUGGUGAAGGUGAUGAAGGUGGCGAAGGUGAUGAAAGUGAUGAAGCAGUCAGGGUUGAAACAAAGUCACAAAGUGAUGAACGAGAGCAGAACCCGAGACAGCAAUCUGACACUGAGGGGAAAGAGAAGGAGCAGGAUUCUGAUCAACAAUGGGAAGAACAGAUGAGACAUGAAGAGCAAGCAGACCAUGCCAUGUGGCAACAACAACCACCAGACAAGAAACAGACAUAUGAUGAUGAUGAUGGUGAUGGUGUAACGAAAUUUCAUGCUGAUACAACAAAGGAGAGAGAAGACAUUAAUGACAGGAAAGUAGAUCAUGGAGAUACUGAAGAUACGGCAGAGGAGGGACCAGACAUCAAUGGGAGAGAAAUAGACCAUGAAGAUGAAGAUACUGAAGAUCGUUCGAAAGACAAAAAGAGGAACAUAGAUGAAUAUGAAGGUAAACUGUCUCCUUUGAAUGGAAGAGCAGACGACUCACAUGUCACCGAACCAAACAAAUACAGCAAAACAGAAUCUGAAGAAGAUGAAGAUGACGAACAGGAGGAACAAGAUAGAGACGAUACAUCAAAGAAAGGUAAUGUUAUUGUUAUACCACACAACAUGGAUAUGGAUACAAAACGUUUAGAAGAGGAAGAGGAAGAAGCUGCAGGACAGGAAGAAUUUGACAAACAAGAAGAUCCAAAUCAGGAUAUAAAUGAAGACGGAAAAAUAGACAAUCAAAAUGUCAAUCCAGUCAACAGAGAUUCUGAGGCUUUAUAUAACAAGUUUGAAGCAGAGAAACAGCAACAUGAUGGUGAUGGCAACAGAGACAGGGAAGUUGUGACACACGAUGAUCGAUCAUGGGAAGAGAAUCCAGAUGGAGUGGAGAACAAAAUGGAAGGCAAAGAAGAAGAUGAGAAAGACUAUCAAGAAGGGGAAAGACAAGUAGAAGAAGAGGAUGAGGAUGAGGAUGAGGACGAAGACGAGAGAGGACGAGAUGACAACGACCAAAAUGCAGGCGAUGCUAACAAACAUGAGAAUGAUGAAGAGCUGCUGCAAGAUGAUUAUGACGAACGAGAGGCAGGUGGCGAUGUGAAUAAGGAACUGGCAGGAAAUAAUGACAACAAACAUGACAAUGGUGAUUAUGAGGACGAGGCUGACAAUUUGGGCAACGAACAUGAAGAGGAGGAGGAAGAGGAAAUGAAAGAGGAUGAUAAUACUGAUAAUGACAGAAACACCUUUGAUCAGCAAGAAAGACAUAGAGAAAUGUAGUAGACAGUAAAAAUCAAUUCACUUCUUAUCAAGCUUA